Messenger RNA from Parasteatoda tepidariorum (common house spider), 1793 nucleotides. NCBI's taxonomy places the organism in Eukaryota, Metazoa, Arthropoda, Arachnida, Araneae, Theridiidae. The record is from RefSeq and is a predicted model, not a curated record.
CUCAAUAUUUUAGGUGUGAAUUUGCCGGUAUUUGAAAGUUUCCAAAAUGGUGUUGAUACUUAUGAGUUGGCAGGCUUAGCCAGAGGUGGUCAACAACUUGCUAAGUUGAAAAAGAACUAUGCCAAAGCUAUUCACUUGCUUGUGGAUCUGGCUUCUUUACAAACCUCUUUUAUAACUUUGGAUGAAGUCAUCAAAGUUACCAAUAGGAGAGUUAAUGCUUUGGAACACGUUGUUAUUCCUAAAAUUGAGAGAACAAUUGCCUACAUCACUUCAGAGUUAGAUGAAAGGGAAAGAGAAGAGUUUUAUCGCUUAAAGAAAAUCCAAGGAAAGAAAAAAAUUAUGAGGGCUGAAAAUGAAAAAAGAAAGGAAGCUUUGAAAGCUGCUGGAGUUGAAGUGGAUUCUGCACCUAAUUUGCUUGCAACAGACGAUGACAGUGAUGUACUAUUCUAGUCGUUUUUAGAAAACAGUCUAUAUGUUUAAUUUAUGAAAUUUAAUCAGAUUUUAUAAUAGCUGUUGUCAAAGGGAACUUUUUUGAAUUUAUUAUUAGAGGUGUAUAUAUUCUAGACAUUUUUGGCACAGCUGAUACUCAAAUCAUUAUUCAAUGUUUGAAAUAUCUUAUGUCUGUCUCAAUACAAAUGAUUGUAAUGUAUAUUAUGUUAAAAGGAAUUAUUGAAACAGUAAGCAACUUUCUAUUUCUAAUCAUUUUUUUGUUACAUUGACUAUUAAACGGAAUAUGUGUCAAAUGUUUUUGUAUAAUUUUGUUUCAUUUUCUACUCUUUAAUUGGUAUUUUGAUUUUAUCUAUUUGUAAUUAUAUACCUUUCCAUUUUUGUUUCAAUUUUAGCUCAUGCUUUGAAUGUUAAGAUAGUCUGUGUAUGUUAAAUUAUUUAAAUUGUACUGCAUGCAUAUUAUAUUGAUCAUUUUUAGUUUACAAAUAUGUCGUAAAUUUAUGUUUUAAAUUGAUAUUAAAUUAUCGGAAAUUUUAUAAAUUACCAUUACAGCAUAAGAUAUUUUUAUCUGUGUAUUCUUUAUUUUAUCUUGUAUUCUAUUUUCAAAAAAAGAAGUGUUUGUCAAUUAAAAUAUUAAUAGAAUUUUUUCUUUCUGCUCAUUUCUUAAAAAAAUAUAUAUAGCACAUGUCAGCAAAUUUGUUCUACAGAACCCUAGGUUCCCAUGAAGGGGUCACAGAAGUUCCAAGAAUCAGAACAAUUUUUAAAUCCAUAAUGAUUUUUGAAAUCUGUAAUUACAAAUAUAUAUAAUCCAAUAAUCCAUUGUUCGUUUGAUAUUUUGGUUAUUUUAAAACAGUUAAGUAAAAUGCCAGUUAAUUGAAAUGAAUAUAUAUACAUUACAUACAUAUACGGUGAAACCUCUCCGGAGUGACCACUCUUUGUUCCAUAGUAAUAUGGUCGUAAAUGGAGGUUGGUCAUUCUUAAAGGUUACUACCAUUCAAUUCAAAAGGUAUAUGAUUUUUCGCAAGCGAUUUUAAUUUUAUUCAAUGUCAAUUUCUUGGUACGGAAAUGCCACUUGUGUUGGCGAGGGUUGUUUGUAUGAAAUGUUAAUUUUUUUUUUAAUAACUUCCUUUUUCUAAUUUAACUUUUAAUUCUAAAUUUAAUUAUUUUUGGAACUAUCUUUAUUUGAAUCUUAAUUUAAGUUAAUUAUUUUUAAUUAAAUUUAUCAUACAUUAAGAAAAAAAUUUUAAAUUACAGCAUAGUAUUGUUUUAUUAAGCUUAUUGUAUUGUUGUAUAUAGUAUUGUUGUUUUAUUAAGCUUAGAGACUAAAAUAAAACAUUCGACAAUUA